Molecule: messenger RNA, 519 nt
Organism: Yarrowia lipolytica CLIB122
Lineage: Eukaryota; Fungi; Ascomycota; Dipodascomycetes; Dipodascales
Product: 60S ribosomal protein eL20
Biological process (GO): translation
Cellular component (GO): cytosolic large ribosomal subunit; ribosome
Molecular function (GO): structural constituent of ribosome
Source: RefSeq, a predicted model, not a curated record
AUGGGUCGACUCAACGAAUACCAGGUUAUUGGCCGAAAGCUGCCUACCGAGGCUGCUCCCGAGCAGAAGCUCUACCGAAUGCGAAUUUUCGCCCCCAACGAGGUUGUCGCCAAGUCUCGAUUCUGGUACUUCCUGACCCAGCUCAAGAAGGUCAAGAAGUCCACCGGUGAGAUUGUUGCCAUCAACAAGAUCUCCGAGAAGACCCCCACUAAGGUCAAGAACUUCGGCAUCUGGAUCCGAUACGAUUCCCGAUCCGGCACUCACAACAUGUACAAGGAGUACCGAGACGUUUCUCGAACCAACGCCGUUGAGAUGCUCUACCAGGACAUGGCUGCCCGACACCGAUCUCGAUUCCGAUCUAUCCACGUCCUCAAGGUCGUUGAGCUCGAGUCCGAGGAGGACGUCAAGCGACAGUACGUCAAGCAGCUGCUUGCCCCCGAUCUCAAGUUCCCUCUGCCCCACCGAGUCCAGAAGAGCCGAAACAUCUUUGCUUCCAAGCGACCUUCUACCUUCUACUAA